GCAACAGCACAUGUAAAGUUAAAGCGAAGGCGCGAGGUCCAAAAGCCACUCCUUUCCUGAAUAUGUGGCGACGCAGUAUUUGUAGUUGAUUCUGAUAGGAAGAACCCGAUCAGAAUCGUGAUGAGAAGCAUCGCCAGUCUCUCCUCCGACCAUCGUUUUCUGUUUUGGCCUUGCCAGCUCUAUAUAGAGCCCCCCCAUGUCGCUGUCUGCCCUUAUCCCCCGCCCUUUCCAGUAGGAAUUCUUGACUACUUUGUGAUCAUCGUCUUUGCAAGACUCAUCAUAUCUAGCAUCACUCCAGCUCUCAUCAUCCCCAUAUAAUAUUCAGUCAGACUCUGCUAUUCUUCUUCAAGCACCGCAUCAUGCAAGUUGCUAUUCAUGCUUUACUAGGCCUUUCGCUUGCGCUCUUCGGACCCGCACUUGCCAGGACUCCGAUGUUUCCUUGUGCUGAAGAGGGCCUGAAAGACGCGCUGUGCGUUAGUGAUCGGAGCCUCGUUGGGACACAUACCGGAGCUUUUCCCGGCCAUCCUGGAUUCUUUUUUGGAUGUGGUCCCAGUUACACUGCUUAUUGUUGUCCCCCAGAUCAAGUCGAAUACGAUGUCAAGAGUGGAAUGCCCAUCAACUCAGACGUGCUAGCUCACCUCUGCAAAAAAGGUCAAGUAGCGAAGUAGGCCAAUGAACCAAUAAUUCAGACUGCACUUUAUUUGGUGAAGCGCAACGAGCUCGGAUUCUUGUUCUUUCACCAAACGACCGCAUCCACUCCACGUCUCGACGAGCUCCGAUCAAUCACACAUUAGAAGAUGCUCUCCUUGCUUUGUUCGAACUCAUAGUUAAUCCAGGAUCCCUCUGAUUAACUUGAUGGAUUUUCAUUUUCUUCAUACAGUUUAUCUUGUACCAUUUGUUUGAAUCUCAUGCUUCUUGCGCUACUGCAAUAUGUUGUGCUCGCAUGAAAAAUCGGAAUUCCAGACUUAAAAAAGAAUGAUGCUUGAGACAUUCGAUUCACUUCAUCACCAGCUUGUGGAAAUGGGA
Puccinia graminis f. sp. tritici CRL 75-36-700-3 is the source of this 1026-nucleotide messenger RNA. RefSeq lists its product as uncharacterized. The coding region runs from base 360 to 668 and encodes 102 amino acids. The transcript has 3 exons. Lineage: Eukaryota; Fungi; Basidiomycota; Pucciniomycetes; Pucciniales; Pucciniaceae. The record is from RefSeq and is a predicted model, not a curated record.